AUGAUGGUGGGCAUUGGAGAUACGAGAAGCACCUGCAUGUCUGCAGCGAAGAGAGAGGCAGCGCAGAGAGAGUGUGCGUGUGCAGAAACGCCCGCCGUCGGCCAGUCCCGCGCAGAGCUGCCCAGGGCGCGUGGACAGGCAGCCAAGGGGGCGGGGGAAAUAAGGGGGGGGGGUACCGAGAGACCCGAAAAACCACCUUCUCCGCCAAGCCCACUGCUGCAGAACCCCGGGCAGCCACCCGGGAGAUUACGCCGUCGUAGGUACGCAGCCCUGGCUAGGGGAGCAACGCCAGGCCUCCGGAGGGUCCCGANCCCGACAGAGCCAGACGGCGCCGCCCCGCCCCCGCUCCGCUCCGCGGCCGCCGCCGCCCGCCCCCGACCGCACGGCGCACGCGCACUGCGGCCGCCGACUGCACCGGCAGCACCGCCCGGUCCCGGCCCGACGGGCCGCAUUACGCAGGCGCUCCAGCUGGAGGGAGGGACCGAGAGGACAGAGGGCGGGGCCAGGCGGCAGGACUCGGCUCGAGGAUGCUCACCUGGCGGCGGGGCGGAACCGAAUAAAGGAGGGCCUGGAGCAAGUCGACCUGCGUCGCACACGCCGCCCCUUUGGAAGAAGCGGAAUACAGUGACAAAGCCAUCCGCUGACAGAGCUGUGGUGGCCGAGGAAAUGCAGCACCCAGCGCCGAGGGCUUCCCGAUCGGGCCCCGCCGCCGCACUGCGCCACCGCGGCCGAAAUUCGGGUCUCGCCCACUCACCUGCCCUACCUGGCGGGGGUAGGACGAGCUUUGCAGCGCUUGACAACGCACUCCCUCUGUGUCCGUACUCCGCCUCCUCCACAAACUGGCCAACUCGCUCGGCUCUGGCUUUCCGCAGAAGUCAGGAGCUAGGCAUUCUCACGGUCACUCGCGAACUUGUUUCCCUUCUGUUUCACCCAAGACGCCCUUUGAGUGUCAGAUUGGUUGUUUGCUGGAAGAGGGGGAGAGGAAGGAAGAGUCUGGAACAGUUUUGACUCCUUCGGAGUGCAGUGCCCGCAGGCUGUACCCGGGGUCUGACCCCCUACCCCGCACCCCAGCCUGGAGCUCUACCUGCUUCAAUCCCAAGACUGGCGCUCUCCUCUCCCUUCGUCCUCAUACCCCCGUCCUCAUACCCCCUCUCACCCAACGCUUCCCUCCCCCACUUGUCCGGU
Molecule: messenger RNA, 1185 nt
Organism: Odocoileus virginianus texanus
Lineage: Eukaryota; Metazoa; Chordata; Mammalia; Artiodactyla; Cervidae
Source: RefSeq, a predicted model, not a curated record